Myxozyma melibiosi is the source of this 1275-nucleotide messenger RNA. RefSeq lists its product as uncharacterized. Lineage: Eukaryota; Fungi; Ascomycota; Lipomycetes; Lipomycetales; Lipomycetaceae. The record is from RefSeq and is a predicted model, not a curated record. The transcript has a single exon. Bases 1 to 1275 code for a protein of 424 amino acids.
AUGAUUUACAAUCUUCUCGUUAUCCAGGCUUUUUUCCUGUGCUUCGCCCACGUUGCCUUCUCUGCUCCUCUGUCGAACCAGUUCUCGCUCUCGACAAUCAUCGACACGUUUGUCAUCUUCCCAAAGACAAGAUGGUUACGCAAAGCGCACUCGACCGACUUCACGAUCGAGAGCGUCACGGACUAUGGCAUCCUUAAUUUCGCGAACGACACUGAGACUAAAUCAACAGUCUAUGCACCCAUCACGUACUGCCCUUUUGGCAAGCGUGCGCUCUGGUUCACGGGUGAUGUGAUCUUGAGCAACAACCACACGGUUCUUCUCGGUAUCCCUAUCAAUUCUAUGGAUGUUAUCCGGAACUAUUUUUCUCCCGCGCAAUCUGGGUCCGAUGAUGUGAACACCUUGCACGACGAGCCGAUGAUUGUCGAUAGUUUCUACGGUCUCCAGUACGAAGAGGGAGAUACGACGGAUUGGCGAAUGGUUCCCCAGGACUACGAGACUUCACACGAAACCGCCGUUGCCCGCUCGCAAUGCGCGACAUUUUCGGAUACCAAGGCUGUGCAGUUUUAUGAGUCUCUAUCGACUGACGGUUCGUCCGAAUCGUUUAUGGUCGAAUACGAGGUUUCUGUCGAUGAGUCAGGAGCGACUACUCUCAACGUCACUCGGUCGAGAGAAGUUGUUAGCAAGCCGGAAGACAAUCAGCUGUACUGGGGAGUUUUUGCUACGAUGAGAAUUAAUCAUGUCGUCUACAUGUACGCUCUCGACACGAACAACUACCAGGAUGUGUACCUCGCGUCUGUUCCCGCCCAGCAAGUCGAUGACAAGUCAGCAUGGCAGUAUUGGCUGCAGUCUUCCAAAUCAUGGACGACCACCGAGCCCACCACCGCCGACGAUAUCUCUGCCGACGCCGUAUUUUCACUCACCGGUAGCGACAGGUUCGCGAUGGCCAACGACGAUAUCACGCAGACACUUGCAUACCACACCGGUGCAUCUAUUUUCUACUCGCAGUACCACUGGUCGUACCUUUUUGUCUACGUCUCGGCUGAUGAUCCGUCGACUCUCAUUAUCGAAUACGGACCCACGCCAGCUGGUCCGUUUACGAGCGACAAGAAAGUUCUCUACUCGAGCGCGGACUAUGACAUGUCGUAUGCAUCCGUUUCGCCAUUUAUGUUCAGCACGAGCGAGACCGAGGGCAAGACCGGAAAGGAGCUGCUUCUCACCGCCCCUGCCGCGGGUAACACGACUGAUGCGCAUGCGAUUAAGCUUACUUUGGAAUGA